Messenger RNA from Knipowitschia caucasica, 309 nucleotides. The record is from the annotation of a GenBank genome assembly. Lineage: Eukaryota; Metazoa; Chordata; Actinopteri; Gobiiformes; Gobiidae.
AUGGAUCCUGAGUUAGCAAUUUUGUUUUUCAUUGUUUUAAACUUAUUCAAUGAGCUCGAGAGAGACAGGCAGGCACGCAGGCGACGAGUGGUCCUUCUGCGCACCAACAAUGUCAUCGCCGCUUGUGCUGUCCUUCACAACAUCUACCUUGGGGUUGGAGAUGUUGUGGCCCCAGAGGACAGCCCAGAGGACAACACAGAGGAGGAUGAGGGGGAGGAGGACACCGUCUCAGCAGCGCAGUGGAGAGACCGUCUGUCUGCUGAGAUGUCUGCCCUGGAGGAGGUGCAAAUGGACCAUGAGUACCUUUAG